UCUUAAUGUUUUGGAUAUUUUUUUUUCUCUUUCUAGCCCCUCCUUUCCUUCCAUCGCUGCACCACCGCCGCCACCGCCAGGUUCGCGUCGCCGACGUGCCCUACGCCGCUGCUGUUCGUCGCCCGGUCUCUAGUUUGGCUGACUUCUCGCCGCAGCCGGUCACAUCACGCGUCCUUAUCACACGCUGCUCUUCAAUCUCCUCCUCCCGCCGCCGCCGCCGCCGCCGUCAUCCGCCUCCCCAGAAGCUGCAUCUCUAGUCCGGAGGACGCAAUUUGGAGCAAUUCAAGAAGUCCUGAUAGGAAAAAGGACUCCCAUUAUCUUAACGAUUUUCUAUAGGAGGGCGCAAUUUGGAGCAAUUCAAGAAGUCCUGAUAGGAAAAGGAAGGGAAUAAAAAGAGUCCAGGUUCCUCUUGCUCGUACCAGGGCCAUCGCAAUCCUUUUUAUGCCUAGUCGAAUUUUCCGAAAUUGAGGUCAAAAUUCAAGUACAAAAACAGAUAGUAGUAGAUAGGAGAGAAAUAGUGAUCUGAAGGAGGGGAAACGGAAGUGAUUUCUCGGUGAGAUCUGACGAAGAAGAGUCGUCGUCGACCUACUAGUUCCACAUGCCUGCGAAACGCAACCAGAAGCGGCGCCGCCGCCAAAUCAGAGCCCAGAAUGAACUGAUUAGGUGGUGUAAAAGAAAGGGAUCACCUUGUCAGCAUGGUGAUUCUCGAGCUGUCAAAACAAUGAGACGUUCUACCCCAUACCCAUGCCUUCCUGAGGACAUCUGGCAUCAUAUACAUUCCCUAAUGCCAAUGCGUGAUGCUGCCCGUGCUGCUUGUUUGUCUAGAACCUUUUUACAGUCCUGGAGAAGUCAUCCCAAUCUCAUUUUAAAUAAGGAUACAAUUGGCUUGAAUGCGAGUGCUUGUGGAGGGAAUUUCAGCCGCAAAGUUGACCAUAUUAUGAGGAACCACUCAGGCAUUGGCGUGAAAAUAUUCAGGCUUGAAUACCUUGGCGUCGUGGGGUUUGAUGCCAGUCGCUAUCUUGACAGUUGGCUUCAGGUGGUUGUUAAGCCAGGGAUUGAAGAGCUGACCCUUGUGUUGUGUAAAACCAAGAGAGAGUACAAUUUCCCAUGCUCACUUUUAUCUGAUGGGAUUCAAAAUUCAAUUAGGUACCUCAGACUCGAUUGGUGUGCCCUUCGUCCCACUGCUGAACUCGGCCCCUUGCAAAGCCUUACAAGCCUGCGUCUGCGUUCGGUGAGUAUCAGGGGGGAAGAAUUGCAGUGUCUUCUUUCCAAUUCUCCUGCGUUGGAGCAGUUGCGCAUUUCUAGUUGCACGGAGAUAGUUUGCUUGAAGAUACCUUGCUCCCUGCAGAAGCUCAGCAACCUUACUGUUAUUGGAUGUGACAGCCUGAAAGUAUUAGAGAACAAAGCUCCAAAUCUCUCCAGUUUUUUUGUUUCUGGAUGCUCUAACCUGAGAAUAUUAGAGAAUAAAACUCCAAAUCUCUCCAGUUUUUUCUGUAGAGGAGUCGGGGCAAAGCUCUCACUUGGAGAAACACUGAAAAUGAAGAAGCUAGGCAUGGGCCGUGCGAAUGCUGUGCAUUAUGCUCGUGCUGAGCUGCCUUCCAUUAUGCCAAAUCUUGAAACUCUUAACAUACGUUCAGGACCUGAGGCGGUAAAUACACCAGUGCUGCCUACCAAAUUCCUCUACCUCAAGCACCUGAGCAUUAGUUUGAUAGCAGUAUCGACACUUUCCCCGUCCUAUGAUUAUUUUUCUCUGGUUUCUUUCCUUGACGCUUCUCCUUCGUUGGAAACUUUUAUCUUGGAUGUGCAGCAGCGAAGCAUGGAGCAUGAAUCGGUUUUUGCAAAAUCCUCGGGUUUGAGGCAAAUUCCUGAAAACCGCCAUGACAGCCUCAAGACUGUGAAGAUCUCUGGUUUCUGCUCUGCAAAGAGCUUGGUUGAGCUAACUUGUUAUAUUCUGAAGAACGUGGUGUCACUCGAGUCUCUUACAUUGGACACCAUUCAUGGUGAUUGUAGGUGUUACCUAAAAACUUCUCCAUUUUGUAAUCACAUAGAGGAGGAUAUUCUCAUGGAAGCCCCUAGAGCGCUCUCAGCUAUUAGGAGGUACAUUGAAAAGAUAGUCCCAACUACAGUUAAGUUAACUGUUCUGGAGCCCUGCAGUAGGUGCCAUGCAAAAGGUUUACAGCGUAUAUCAUGCUAAUUAUGCUGUGUCUCAUCAUGUGGGGCCUUCAGUAUCAGCGCCGUCGCCGGGAAAAGAAAAAACAGGCAAACACCACAGGAACUAAGAUGGCGCAGGAUUAGUUUGGAUAAGUUAGCUUCAGAUUUAUCUCUUUAGUUUCAGUGUCUAUCUAGUAAGCUUGUUACUAUACAUUCUUAAUUGACAUUCUUGUGGCUGGCUCGAGCAUCAUAUAUAGACAUAUAGGCAGAGGUGUAAACAAGCCUGUCUAUUUCAGUGCUCACGUCAUAUCAUAUUAAAUCCUUAGUUUUCGUAACCCACUUCCGGUGAACCACAGCACAGCUAGCCUUUGCUACAGGGUAACAGUACCAGCGUAUGCAUGCACCGUGCGAUCUCGCCAUCUUGAUUCCAUCCGGCCGUCCAUCAGCACGUUGUGGCUCCGAAAGAUUCUCUCUCCCAUUCCCCAUUCCCCACCUUUCCCCACCCAUGCUACUCCCAAAUCCCCAAUCCCCAUCCCAAAAUCCUCGCCACCUCCGCCCCAAAAAUCCUCGCCGCCGACCGGCGCCGCCGUCUUCUCGCGGAGCAAGCAGCGAGCACUACAGCCUCCAUGUCGCCGAGCCAGCCAGCCAACAUUGUCGUCUUCUCGCCUUACUUGCCGGCGACCCCGUGUCGCUUCGUCAUCGUCGAGCCAGCUGUGCCGCUCCCUUCCCUUGGAGCCACUGUUCUGCGCCACCCCCUGUGGAGCCAACAUCCGCCGUCGUCUUCUCGUGGAGCCAAUGGUCAGCACUGCCACCAAACAUCUCGUCCAUGGCCAUCUCCUCGCUUCCUGUGACUGCUGCUUGUCGGCUCCUCCACACCUCUCCAAUUGUAGGUAUUUUACUACUCAGAUUACCUUUGCUUUGCUCUCUAUAUAGGUAUGAUUCCUACUAAUCCAUAAAUAUUUCUUCUGAUAUGUUUGCUACCUGUACAAUCGGCCUAAAAUGCAAACAACAAUAAGGUUAUCCUAUUUCUUUCAUAAUACAUGAUUCCCCAUUGUUUCAGGGAUGCAUGAUAGUUUUAUAUAUAUUGCUGGGAUUCCAUUUGUUUAACAGCAAUGUGGUUAUAGCACAUAUUUUCAUUUUUUUACACACAGCAAAAUAGCAUGCACAAAGAGAUAUUGGCCUGAUUUUUUUCCCUAUGUAAUUGUACGAUGUGACCAUAUACCUAUGGUUAGUGCAGGAUGCCACAAAACAAUGCACCAUGAAGGGUAAACCUAUAAAAAAUCAUUGUGCUACUUGUCCGAUUGCACAUGUUCUAUUUGUGCAUGCAUAGGAAUAAUUAGUUACUGCUUUGGUGUACAUAAGAUUGUUUUUUUUGCUACCUGCUUCAGUGUUCCUAAUUGGCUUCAUGGCGAUACAAAUGAGAAGAAUGAAGUGUUGAUUCAAGCUAGAAGAUAAUUUACUAUUUCAUAGAUAAUCUUGAUGUUUAGUACAGAAGGCACACAAUUCAACUUGAUCGCAACCGCUUGCUGUAGUAUGAUGCCAUGAUUGCUUACAUUACAAGGCCUAUGUAUGGACUGUCAGGUUCAUGGUCUUCAGUGAGUGAUAUAUUUGUUGAACUGCAUGUGUAACACCUUGCUUUUGUAGGUUCCAUGGCUUUGCAUAUGCUUUUGUAGCAUUUAUGGGAUGAUGAGGGCCUUCAUUUGAGUGAAUACACAUAAGUUGAUGGCAUUUCUUCAUUUUGCAUAGUACAAACUCUGCUGUUAUGUGCAAAUGAGGCCAUAUGAACAGUUUAUCACCAUGAGGCUUCAAUUCAUAAUAACCAUCAAGGUAAUAAUUAAAUUUGUUCUAACAUUUCUGCAUUUUCUUUCAGUAACUGAUGUUUAUCAGCAAGGGAGUAAACUACCGCAAGUCUUCCAAGUUCUUCUAUCUGAAGAAAAGAACACAUUUAUCCGCGGUAGCACCAUUUGUAAUUAUGAGCACAAAUUAUAUUCAAAUUAUUUUAGCAAUUGUUUAAUUUCUUUGGGAUAGCUCAGUUAUUAAUUUUGAAAAAGGAUGAAUGUCAUGUGUGCAUCCUUGCUGUUUAUCCAGUGAUUGGUCAUAAUGCAUAUGUUGACUUUACAGAAAGAUCCUUAACACUGUUA
Messenger RNA from Oryza sativa Japonica Group (Japanese rice), 4292 nucleotides. Its product is annotated as putative FBD-associated F-box protein At5g53635. Gene Ontology annotation, molecular function: protein binding. The record is from RefSeq and is a predicted model, not a curated record. NCBI's taxonomy places the organism in Eukaryota, Viridiplantae, Streptophyta, Magnoliopsida, Poales, Poaceae.